CCGCCACGAGGAUAUUGAGCAUGCGCAGUUCGCAGACGGAAGCCGAGAAGGAAGGGGGCGGGGCCGAGGCUGGCGGGCGCGGGGAAAAUGGCGGCAGCGGCGGCGGCUGCGACAAACGGGACUGGAGGGAGCAGCGGGAUGGAGGUGGAUGCAGCAGUAGUCCCCAGCGUGAUGGCCUCUGGCGUGACGGGCAGCGUUUCCGUCGCUCUUCAUCCCCUUGUCAUUCUCAACAUCUCAGACCACUGGAUCCGCAUGCGCUCCCAGGAGGGGCGUCCUGUCCAGGUGAUUGGGGCUCUAAUCGGGAAGCAGGAAGGCCGAAAUAUCGAGGUGAUGAACUCCUUUGAGCUGCUGUCCCACACCGUGGAAGAGAAGAUAAUCAUUGACAAGGAAUAUUAUUACACCAAGGAGGAGCAGUUUAAACAGGUAUUCAAGGAGCUGGAAUUUCUGGGUUGGUAUACUACAGGAGGGCCGCCUGACCCCUCCGACAUCCACGUCCAUAAGCAGGUGUGUGAAAUAAUUGAGAGUCCCCUCUUUCUUAAGUUGAACCCUAUGACCAAGCACACAGAUCUGCCUGUCAGUGUUUUUGAGUCUGUCAUUGAUAUAAUCAAUGGAGAGGCUACAAUGCUGUUCGCUGAACUGACCUACACACUGGCCACAGAGGAAGCUGAACGCAUCGGUGUAGACCAUGUAGCCCGAAUGACAGCAACAGGCAGUGGAGAGAACUCUACUGUGGCUGAACAUUUGAUAGCACAGCACAGUGCCAUCAAGAUGUUGCACAGCCGUGUCAAGCUCAUCUUGGAGUAUGUCAAGGCCUCUGAAGCAGGAGAAGUCCCCUUCAACCAUGAGAUCCUGCGGGAGGCCUAUGCUUUGUGUCACUGCCUCCCUGUGCUCAGCACAGACAAAUUCAAGACAGACUUUUAUGAUCAAUGCAACGAUGUUGGGCUCAUGGCCUACCUUGGUACCAUCACCAAAACUUGCAACACCAUGAACCAGUUUGUGAACAAAUUCAACGUCCUCUACGACCGACAAGGCAUCGGCAGGCGAAUGCGGGGUCUCUUCUUCUGACGAGGAGCCGCCUGAAAUUGGGCAGGGGUGAAGCCACGUGAUAUGCAGCGCUGCUCUGCCUCAGAAAACCGGACACUUCGGCCCCCCGAGACCAGUUCACGGACAGUGGCAAAUAUCACAUCUGCUGGUCUCUGAGUCCUGAAGGAAAUGCAUGAGUUUGUAAGAUCAGGGAAUAAACCAGUACACUCGGCAGCAACACAGGAUGGUGGCUGGUAUUAAUAUUGAGGCCAACCUCAUAUGCUUGUGAAUACAGAAGCCACAAAGAUAAAGUGACCUGCUCAAGAAA
Molecule: messenger RNA, 1351 nt
Organism: Cavia porcellus (domestic guinea pig)
Lineage: Eukaryota; Metazoa; Chordata; Mammalia; Rodentia; Caviidae
Gene: Cops6
Product: COP9 signalosome subunit 6
Exons: 11
Coding region: 88-1065 (325 amino acids)
Biological process (GO): protein deneddylation
Cellular component (GO): COP9 signalosome
Molecular function (GO): protein binding; metallopeptidase activity
Source: RefSeq, a predicted model, not a curated record